CCAAUCCGCAAUAUAAAAUUUAGCUAAAACAGGCUUCUUAGCCACUUAUACUAGUUUUAACGACCCAACACCACAUUUCUAGCUUAAACAAGCUUGCAUAAUGAGCAAUCUUUCAUUUUUCUUUGUCUUUUGUUUCUUAGCCACUUUGUCCCAUGCCAUAGAGCUCGACUUCUGUGUCGGGGAUCCUAGUCUUCCUAGAGGACCUCAAGGAUAUGCUUGUAAAGAUCCUGCUAAAGUCACAACUGAUGAUUUUGUUUACACUGGUUUUCGCGGUGAAAAAACUCCUAACAAUGUUUUUGGGAACAAUGUAACAUUAGCAUUUUCAGAUGUGUUCCCAGCCUUUAAUGGUUUAGGCAUAUCUAUGGCUAGGUUAGAUUUUUCCAUAGGAGGAGUAGUUCCUGUACACUCUCAUCGUACGUCCGAAGUUCUUAUUUUGGUUAAAGGUUCAAUCAUUGCAGGAUUUAUUGAUACAAACAACACCGCAUACUAUAAAAGAUUAGAGGUUGGUGAUGUGAUGGUAUUUCCACAAGCCAUGCUUCACUUCCAAAUCAACGUUGGUAAAACUCCGGCUACUGCCUAUGUUAGUUUGAAUGGUGCAAACCCUGCAUUACAACUCACUCCCACCUCUUUAUUUGCUGGGAAUUUACCUGCUGACAUUGCCCAGAAAAUCACACUCUUGAGUCGUAAGGAAGUUAUGCAGAUGAAGCGAAUAUUCGGCACAGCUUAACAAUACUCCUUUCCUAAAUUAUUAUAUUAAUUUCCCAAAAUAUAAAUGAAAUAUUGUAAUAAAAGAGUAUAAUUAAAUUAUGUCUAUUGUAUUCCUUCAGCUUUUUUGUACUAAUAAAUAAUUCUGUAAUAUAUACAGAUGUAAUAUCCUCCCUUUUCUUUGAUGGUCAUCACUUCGAUCUUAGGACAAUAUUUCCUCCAUAUGUACAUUUUUAGAUGAUAUUUUUUUAUAUUGACAUUAUAUAU
This is a messenger RNA of Chenopodium quinoa (quinoa), 972 nucleotides long. RefSeq names its product germin-like protein subfamily 3 member 3. Gene Ontology annotation, cellular component: cell wall. Gene Ontology annotation, molecular function: manganese ion binding. Bases 101 to 727 code for a protein of 208 amino acids. NCBI's taxonomy places the organism in Eukaryota, Viridiplantae, Streptophyta, Magnoliopsida, Caryophyllales, Amaranthaceae. The record is from RefSeq and is a predicted model, not a curated record. The transcript has a single exon.